Ilex paraguariensis (yerba mate) is the source of this 288-nucleotide messenger RNA. The record is from the annotation of a GenBank genome assembly. NCBI's taxonomy places the organism in Eukaryota, Viridiplantae, Streptophyta, Magnoliopsida, Aquifoliales, Aquifoliaceae.
AUGAAUAGAAAAUCGAUCACAAGACGUCCAUCGGAGAGUCGACCGGUUGAUCUUCCAAAAAAGGUGCGACCAUUGGGAAGGUUGACGGGAAAACCGAGUCCGGCGACGAGUCCACCGGUGUCCGAGUUGGAAUCGCCGAAAUUGAAUAUUACAGGUGAUUUCGUGCACCGACAGAGAACUGUUAGUGGAAGAGAGAGAAAGACAAAGAGAAGAGUUAGUGUAAAGAAAUGGGUAGGAGUAGAGAGACGAGAGAGUGAAGUGAGUGAAGCCAUUGGCAUAAGGCACUGA